CAUGAAGCCCUGUGAAUAUUAUCUGCGGUGGAAGACAGCGAUAACUGAUCCUGACCACCUGUAAUCUUUCCCAGUGGAAAUGAUCUUCCACUCGGUUCCAGAACUUCAUGUCAAAUUCUCGGCAUAACAUGACUUCAUAUCUCGAUCUCCAAUUCUAUUGAUCAACAUCGUUCUGGACAUUUUGAUACAGGCCACCAAGAUUUUCGCCGACGGCGAAUCGAGCCUUUUUACAUGAUGGUUUUGCAUCACCGUGUCUGUCCAAGAAGAACGUCUCGGAUUCAACAAAACCACGACAGACACGAAAAAUGGACCCACGAGCUCGAGUUGCUCACGCGUGUGACAGGUGCCGUCGAAUGCGGACAAAAUGUUCGGGGGGAUUGAGAUGCACCAAGUGCGAGAUGGAUGGAGUGGAAUGCGUGUACAGCGACAGGAAAAGAGAAAAGGCCAGAAAAGAACUCAUUGAGAGCAAAAGUAGCGUGCUUGACUUGCAAGCAAAGAACGACCGACUUGCGAAUUUGUUGGCGGACCUCAUCGCCGAAUCCAACAUCGAUUCAGAUGCCCGGACACAGGCUGUACAAUUCAUGGAGGACCUAGAGCAUGAAGAUAUGCUGCAGAAUGUCACGUCAAACCCGGGGUCAGCACGCUUGCCUCGAGAUACAACCGGGCAAAAUACUCCCACGAUGGGCGACAAAGAUCCCGAACACUUUCCAGACCAGCCAGAGUAUAACGAACCUUCGAGAUGGCGGUCACCUUCGGAGUUCAACCUGGUCGGUCCAUCGCGGCUCUCCCACUUAUCUCGACUGAUCUUGACCGACAACGAAUCGUCUCCGCAUUCCCAGCGGCCAUCGGCAUGGACGCAAACCACCAACAAUGAUAAUCUUGUACAACACUUGAUAGCCCUCUACUUUUGCUGGGAAUACCCCGUUUUUGCCAGCUUGUCUCGAGAACAUUUCCUCCUCGAUUUUCACACCGGCAACCAGAGAUUCUGUUCUCCUUUACUCGUCAACGCAAUUCUUGCCCUGGGCGCUCGAUAUAGUGAUCUUCCAGAGGCGCGCAAAUAUGAAGACAACCCGUCUUCGGCCGGCGACCACUUCUACGAAGAGGCACAACGGCUGUUGGGCUAUGAAGAUGUCCCGUCACUCACCAAAGUCCAAGCACUUGGCCUGAUGUCGCUGAGGCAGGCGAGCUGCGGGAACGACAUGAGCGGGUGGCACCUCUCUCGGUACGCAAUGAGAACGGCCCUCGAUCUCGGUUUGCACAUGGCAGACUCGCAGGACCGACGCGCGGACCGGUUGUUGUAUUCCAAUCCAGAACGUCAAGUUAGUGCCGCCACAUUCUGGGGAUGUUAUACUUUGGAACAGGCAUGGUCACUUUGUGUGGGACGACAAUCUCAAGUCACUCCUGAAGAGGUGGCGGUUCAAAAGCCCAUCAAGAUCGACGAGAUCGAACACGAGCCCUGGAGACCAUAUUCAGAUCAAGGGGUCGACCCGGAUCCUACCCUUCACCAACCAAGUAAUAUGAGGUCCGUGUACAAGAUAUUCGCGGAGCUUGCACAGCUCGUGCACAAGACGAACUUGUGUUUGCAGUCCGAAGACACGCGAGACAUUACGUCCUCGGUGCGCGCCCUUUAUACUGAAUACCUCCAGUUCUACAGUUCACUUCCAGACGCGCUCCGGCUCGGCAGAAACUCGACACCACCUGUAUUGUUCGCACAGUGAGUAUCUGCCUAUACUAUGUUCUUGUUGACUACAAUAACUGUGACACCGUGGAACUAAUACCUGUUCUUCAUCUAGCAUAUUCUAUCAUUUCGCUGUUUUACUCCUCUUCAGACCGUUCUACAAUACAGGCAUCUUCGACACCGUCCCGGCCACACGACUGAUUUGCAUAGAAGCAACCGAGAACAUUUUGUCUCUCCUCAAGGCUUAUCAGAGUUUGUACUCUCUACGUCGAACUCCCGCAUUCAUGCCGUACAUUGUCAUGUCUGCUGAACUCGCACGCAUGGCGGACCACAAAACACGAACAACAGUGGAGGGUCGCGAUCGCGAAGUUUACAGGACACCCAGCAUCCGGUACCUGAGGGAACUGGCCCUGUCACACCCCUUCGCCGUACGGGCAAUGUUGAUUUGCAAGUUUUUUGUGGACGGGUGGAAGAUCGACUUGGCCCCCGAAGACGACUGUGAGGUCCCCUUUGGCCUGGCCAAGAACGAGGACGGCAUGACCUUGUCCCAUGCCGUCACCUUUUUCCGACCGGACGAAGACCUGGAACGGCACCACACUGGACAUGCGAGCUCGUCGCCGCUCAGCCACAGGCCGACGUCGAGACUACGGUUUGUGCCGUUUCCGCAACAGGGCGCGCAUCUGGGCAGUAUGGCACUUCUCUGACCUUCUUUCCUGAGUACCUCCAGGUAGCUUUUGAGCUGGUCUUGGCUUCUAAUGAAUUGUGUGCAAAACAGAUCUCAUACUUGAUCAUGGUGGUCAGUCGACUUAGGAUUUGUUUGUGAUAUCAGUACAAAGAAAAAGAGUGUCACGAGAGUGUAUCGCACAAAAAGGUACUGAAAAUAGGUACAUGUAGGUAAAUUAAUUUCUCAAUCAAAAGUUGCUCAAUCUCAAGUCUCGGUUUUGAGUUCCGACAGACUGUCCAUGCAGCGUAACCUGUUUCGAGCCCUGACGGUUUGAAUCUCGACAUCAAAUAUAAGAUGAAAAGUACGAAGGAUGACCCUGACUGGGAUGUUUCAAGAUAGACAGCUACCAUUCGACAUUCCUCGCCCGUACAUACGAGUCCCAGCAACAACAAAACAAGACAAGGUCCAAUCUCCAAGACGCUGCCGUCUCAAAAGGUGAACUGCAUCAGUCCCGGGUUCAACACCAACGGCAAGAGAAAAUGAAACGCCACGACCAGCGCCAGCGGCCAGACGGCGGUGAAGCCGGUGAUCAACCAGUCGUGAGGGACGACAUAUCCGAGAGGGCCGACGCCGGCGAGGACGACCAUGGCGGUGACCGCGACGACGCAAAAGGAAAAGGUGAAUUUGAACCGGCGGAGGAUGACGGGGACCUCGUCGAAGAAGGAAGUGCGCGUCGCCUCUUUGGCCGUGGCGCCCCACGUCAUGUCGAUCGACAACAUGUGCGACGCGAUGGCCUGGGAGACGUGCAGAGAGAUGCCGCCGAGGAAGAUGGUCAGGAGGGGUAACCAUUUGAGGUUCUCAAAGAGGCAGCCGAGGAGGGAACGACCAGAGACGCGCUGCAUAAGAUCACGAUUAGUUAAAACUUUGCCAGAAGUUUCUUUCUUUAUUGAUAUUUUACUUUUCGUUUCAAAAAAAAGGGAUUUCUCUCUUCUCCCGCAAGGGAAAGUCCAGAGGUCAGGGAGGAAUUGGUCGAGUAGAUUGACUCACAUAGCGUAAUACUGCUAGGGACACAGUACCGAGAGCCUGAAAGACAA
This is a messenger RNA of Exophiala oligosperma, 3436 nucleotides long. RefSeq lists its product as hypothetical. Gene Ontology annotation, molecular function: DNA-binding transcription factor activity, RNA polymerase II-specific; DNA binding; zinc ion binding. The transcript has 3 exons. The record is from RefSeq and is a predicted model, not a curated record. Gene Ontology annotation, biological process: regulation of DNA-templated transcription; DNA-templated transcription. NCBI's taxonomy places the organism in Eukaryota, Fungi, Ascomycota, Eurotiomycetes, Chaetothyriales, Herpotrichiellaceae. Bases 306 to 1718 code for a protein of 470 amino acids.